This is a messenger RNA of Arabidopsis lyrata subsp. lyrata, 1390 nucleotides long. Its product is annotated as MATH domain and coiled-coil domain-containing protein At3g44790. Gene Ontology annotation, molecular function: protein binding. The transcript has 4 exons. The coding region runs from base 107 to 1111 and encodes 334 amino acids. The record is from RefSeq and is a predicted model, not a curated record. NCBI's taxonomy places the organism in Eukaryota, Viridiplantae, Streptophyta, Magnoliopsida, Brassicales, Brassicaceae.
CAAGAGUGGUUCGACACAACAGUGCCAGUACCACUCAGUGACUUAGGUUAUAGGGUUUGGUUGGUUGGUCGUCUUCAAGCUUUGAUAGUUUGGUUGUGGUAUUUCAAUGGGGAAUGAGAAAUUCACUUGGGUGAUUAAGAAUUUCUGUUCUUUGCAAUCUGAGUCCAUUAAUUCUGAUGUAUUCGUGAUCGGUGGCUGCAAAUGGUAUCUUGCGGCUUAUCCCAAAGGAAAAUAUAAGGCUGAUUAUUUGUUUCUAUUUCUGGUGGUAGCUGAUUUUAAAACUUUGCCAUAUGGAUGGAAAAGACACAUAAGAUAUCGCCUAACUUUCGUAAAUCAAAUCUCCUAUGGACUCUCCCUACUAGGAGGAAAAGAAGAAUGGAUAGGUAAAUACCGUCCUCUCUGCGGGUAUCAAAAAAUGAUUCUUCUUACCAAACUUAAUGACAAAAAGGGUGGAUUUCUUGUGAACAAUGAAGUCAAGAUUGUUGUGGAGGUAGAUGUUCUUCAAGUGAUUGGCAAAUUAGAUGUUUCUGAGGAAUCUCAAGAGGUAACUCAACCUCUGAAAAGGAUAAAACUAAAUGGUGAUGGUGUGGUAACUUCAUCAGUAGAUGUCAAUGGGUUUCAAGUUCUUCCUUCAGAGGCGGAAUCUGUGAAACGCAUAUUCGAAAAACACCCAGAAAUGGCACUAAAGUUCCGGGCAAAGAACCAACAUCUGAGGACAUCAUGCAUAAAUGUCGUCCUCAGCCUAAUCAAAACGUUGUGUCAAUCACUGCAAGACAUUUCCAUUGAUGACAUGGGACAAGCAGAGCAAGCACUAACAUAUCUGAAUAAUUCGGGCUUUAAGGUGGAUUGGUUGGAGGGUAAACUGGAGGAAGUAAAGGAAAAGAAGAUGGAAGAGCUGUUUGGUAAGACUCGGAUGCAAGAAUUAGAGGAAGAACUCAAGGUCUUUAAAAGAAAGUGCUCUGACAUAGAAGCUAUACUGGAGAAAGAGAAAGAAGAACUCAAGGACUUGAAGCAAAAAUGCUCAGACACAGAAGCUCUACUUGAGAAAGAGAAGACAAAGGUGUUGGCCGCCGCCAGAGCUCCUCCUCUAACGUUGGAUGAUGUUGUCUGAUGACGUAGGGUCUGCUAGGUGUUAUGUUCGUUUGAGUCUAGGCUUCAGAAUUAACAUAGGAAGCUAGAGAAACUUCUGUCUACUGGAAGCUCCUAUAUUUUGUAAAGAGCUAAUCUUUUUGUUAAAAGGACUCGCUAGGACUAGGAUUUUGUUAGUUGUCUCUUUCGUGACUAUGUAACUGUAUUAUCGCUGGCAAAGGUGAACCUACUAAGUGUACUUUUCAGUAUUCAGCUAUAAUCUUAGCUUAUUAUGCAAAUCAAAGUUAAAUUUUGUCUUAAA